Molecule: messenger RNA, 2328 nt
Organism: Danaus chrysippus (African queen)
Lineage: Eukaryota; Metazoa; Arthropoda; Insecta; Lepidoptera; Nymphalidae
Source: the annotation of a GenBank genome assembly
AUGACAGACACUAGACGAAGAGUAAAGCUUUACGCUCUGAAUGCUGACCGGCAGUGGGAUGACCGAGGAACGGGGCACGUUUCAUCAUGUUUUGUAGAGAGAUUAAAAGGUACAUCAUUAUUAGUAAGGGCAGAGUCGGAUGGAACUCUCUUGUUGGAAAGCAAAAUACAACCUGACACAGCCUAUCAGAAACAACAAGAUACAUUGAUAGUUUGGUCUGAAGGAGACAACUUUGACUUAGCUUUAAGUUUUCAAGAAAAAGCUGGCUGCGAUGAAAUUUGGGAGAAAAUAUGUCAGGUACAAGGUAAGGACCCUUCUGUUGAGAUAACCCAAGACAUAGUGGAAGAAUCUGAAGAUGAACGUUUUGAUGAAAUGUCUGAUAGUGUGCAACCAGUUGAGCUUCCAGCAUGUGAAAUGGGUCGAUUGGAAGACAUCAGUGAAUUGGUAAACAGCUGCCUAGUUUCACCUGCAAGGAAAGAUAAACUAGCAGCGGCAUUGGAGAGCCAACAUUACAUUAAGAAACUUCUUAACUUGUUCCACAUGUGCGAAGACAUCGAAAACAUAGAAGGGUUACAUCAUCUAUAUGAGAUAUUUAAAAGUAUAUUUCUCCUCAACAAAAACACACUUUUUGACACAAUGUUUGCAGAUGAUACUAUUUUUGAUGUUGUUGGUUGCUUAGAAUAUGACCCUGGUUUGCCUCAACCAAAAAAACACAGGGAAUAUUUAAAGGAACUAGCCAAAUUCCGUGAGGCUAUACCUAUAAAAAAUAAGGAUUUGUUAGCAAAAAUUCACCAAACCUAUAGAGUACAAUACAUUCAGGAUAUUGUUCUUCCGACACCCACAGUCUUUGAGGAUAAUUUGCUAAGCACAUUGUCCAGUUUUAUAUUUUUUAAUAAGGUAGAAAUAGUGAAACUUAUAGAGGAAGAUGAGAAGUUCUUGACGGAUUUAUUUAAGUUGCUAAUGGAUGAUAAGACGCCUGACAACAAAGAUGCCUUUUAUAAGACAUUAGUUUCAUUGGGUAUACUGCCAGCUCUAGAGAUAACUUUAAGUAUAGAUGAUCAGAAAACGAAGACUGCAUCUAUAGAUAUACUGACAUAUAUUGUGGAGUUUUCACCAUCGGUUGUAAGAGACUAUACAUUACAGCAAGCUAACAAUACUGAGGAGGAACAAAUGUUACUGAAUAUUGUCAUAGAACAAAUGUUGAGGGACCAAGACCCUGAACUAGGUGGUGCGGUGCAGUUAAUGGGUGUGUUACGUAUUUUACUCGACCCUGAAAGCAUGUUGGCAUCGGUCAAUAAAAGUGAGAAGGUGGAUUUCCUCAAUUUCUUCUACAAACACAGUAUACAAACCCUUAUAGCACCCUUAUUGGAAAAUACAACAGGUGAGAAACCAUUGAAGGAGGAUUAUCACACUGUGCAGCUUUUGGGACUUGUACUUGAACUACUUUCAUUUUGUGUUGAACAUCACACAUACCACAUAAAAACUUGUAUAUUAAACAAGGAUCUUUUGCGGCGCAUUUUGGUUCUCAUGAGGUGUACACAUACAUUCUUAGUUCUCGGAGCUCUAAGGUUUAUGAGGAAAAUUAUUGCUCUUAAAGAUGAGUACUAUAACAGAUAUAUAAUAAAGGGAAAUCUCUUUGCACCGGUUGUUGAUGCUUUUCUUAGAAAUAAUGGCAGGUACAACUUAUUAGAUUCUGCGAUAUUAGAGUUAUUUGAAUUCAUUAAGUUAGAAGACAUUAAGUCGCUGUGUUCACAUGUUGUGGAAAACUAUGGGAAGAUCUUAGAGGAUGUGGAGUAUGUACAAACGUUCAAGGCUUUAAAGACGCGCUACGACCAACACCAGGACAAACUUAAGGAACGGGAUCGAGUGAGCGGUAGUGUCGCUGUAGCGGAGGCGGUCGUACCGUCUCUACUGCGGACGAGAUACCGCCGCGAGGCUCGCCAGCCUGAUGAUGAAGAAGAGAUGUGGUUCAACGACGACGAUGAACUAGAAGACGACGCGCCCCUCGACGCCGCUGCAACACACGCGACCGCGCACCACGCGCUUGACGCUAUAGGCAAGAUAGUGGAAAAGAAAGUAUGUUCGAGUACGGAGACAGUGAACGGUCCUAGCAGGGUGUUGCUCAGCACAUCUCCCAAGCCUGUACACACCGACGUUCAGGUAUCCACGCCCAGAUUACUCAAUAAGGGCCUGGUUGACUACGAUGGUGAUUCAGACGAAGAGGAUGAAGGCGGUACAUCCGCUCACACUCCUGGCGAAGAACGUGACGCCAAGCGGCCGCGGCUCGCCAGUGAUAAUUUCCACUAUGUAUAUAGUGUACCACAAUAA